Messenger RNA from Equus caballus (horse), 13446 nucleotides. It is a transcript of the gene HIVEP3, whose product is annotated as HIVEP zinc finger 3. Gene Ontology annotation, molecular function: DNA-binding transcription factor activity, RNA polymerase II-specific; RNA polymerase II cis-regulatory region sequence-specific DNA binding. Gene Ontology annotation, cellular component: nucleus. The record is from RefSeq and is a predicted model, not a curated record. Gene Ontology annotation, biological process: regulation of transcription by RNA polymerase II. NCBI's taxonomy places the organism in Eukaryota, Metazoa, Chordata, Mammalia, Perissodactyla, Equidae.
UCUCAGUGCUACCUCUUUAAAAGCAAAAAGAAAACUGGAAUAAACACCCGCUGGGUGGCUGAAGUACUUAACGAAUAAUUUUUUUAAAAACAUUUGGGCUGGGGGGAAGUUUAUCCCCUCCCCACUGCAUUUUUCUACCUUCAUGCUCAACCUAGCCGUGGGAAAAAAAAGGAAACAAAACCGUCCUGUUAACAAAAUCUUGAAGAAGGGCCUCCGUCUGAAUCUUAGAGUCUCAAAGGCUUCAGGAGAGAGUUUUGGUUCUAGAUUCUGGUUGGAAAAAAAAAAAGUGUCUUGGAAAAAGAUGUGGUCCUAGAUUGCAUUAUAAUUGAGUAGUAAGGCCCGAAGGAUUCUUUAGUUUGAGGACAUGGCACCGGAGGCUGGGGUGAGGAGUGCCUUGUGGUUAACUCUGAGGUGGCAGAGGUCCCCGCUUCCUUCAGCCGCCUUGGCAGGCUUCCUGGUCCUUUAUCAGCAGUUAGGGGUGACACUGGUGCUGACAAGCCUCUUCUGUGUUGUCUGACCCGGUGAACAAGUGUGUUGAGAAGUGAAGGGUCAUAGUGUUUACAUAAUAUGCUGAUUAGUCACUGAGGAACACAUUGGUGCAAUAAAUGUGUGCCUAGUUUUACGCCUUGCAUUUACAUUCUCUUUCUCUCUCUCUCCAUGCAAUUUUUUAAAGGCACCGAUAAAUGAAAUCAUUAUCAUUGCCUGCAAGCCUGCCCUGGCUUUAGGCAGGCGACUGGCUUCCUGCGCUGGGAAUGAUAGCGAUUCAGAAGUGAUAAUUGGUGUACUGUAUCUUUAAAAGGUUAAAACCCCUUUCAAAAAAGGUCUGGACUCAUAGUGGAAAAGAGAAGCAAGGCAUGGGUUGGCUCUGGGUUCGGAAAACAGCUGCUGAUUAGAUUCUGUGUCUGCGGGCUGAAUUUAUUCCGUGUUUUUCAGCAGCAGGAAUUCAAGAGGGAUGCUACUGUUUGGGUUUCUGAUCGUGAUUUAUAUUUAUUCAGAGGAAUAACAGAGGGUGGAUCUGUUCCUGGCGCGAGCAUGCUCACAACCAGCCGACUCUCCCAUUAUCCAACUGCCUAGUUUGGUGCCUCAAUGUACAUGUAUAUUCCGUGUGCCUAUGUGUGUAUACAAACACGCAUGCAUGCCUGGAUGGACAUAUGUGUGCACAGGUUAUUUUUUAAGGACAAUUCUUUCAAUAAGGUCUUUACCCCUUACUUGAAACAGGUGUUCAUGAAAAAAUGCACAAAAUCCUGACUGGCCGGAAUAAUUCAUGAAGAAGGGGCUGGAUCCGUGGGUCAGAGAACACAGGACCAGUUUGCCAUCCCAAGGCCGAAGGCCUCCCUCCAACACAGGCCUCCAAGCUCUUAGAAAUCUCUGACACAUCUUGACCAUGAGACCACGGCUAGCUUUUGGCAGGAUUCAAGGCGCAAACCCAGCAUCCUCGACCUAGUUCAUGGAGAAGCCUCAAGCGACGCUGGCCAGGCAAGCUCUCCCUUCCAUAGGGAAGAGCAGAGCGUGAGAGGGCAGCUGCAGCAGGAGUGGACAUGAACGCUGGUUUCCAAAGAGAACAGCGUUUUAGUUUUGGUCAUCGAAAGUGGUGCCUUCAGCACAGAAGAGCGUGAAUUCCCCUCUGCGGCCAUCUGUCUCCGACACGGGAGCAAAGGAAAGAAGAGGCCGGACGGAGCCGCCCGCGGCGUCCAGCGUGGCUCCUCUCGUGCGGGGACCAGGGAUGACUGGGCUGUGCACCCAGACGUCUCCAGCCUUCAGCGGUUUGCGUAGCACACAGGGGACUCGUAGGGGGCCGCUUGCCACUGCCAACUGAAACAAUACGAUGGCAACAUUGACAUCCUUCGUGACGUUCCCACGACAGACAUUCAGGCAGAAAGUGCUGGCGCGUUUUCUGUCUGCCAAGUAGCGGGCCAUGCCUCAACCACGUGAGUGGUUUGGGCCCUGAUGACCUGCUCUGAGUCCACUCGCAGCCAGUGACACUUGCAAAAAAUCCCCAAAGCCGUCUUGGGUUCGGCUUCCUCAGCUCUUGACCAAUGUGGCCGAAAGCAGACGCCUCCUUGGGACGCUUGGAUUAUUCAUAGAUGCAGCCUGCCCCGAACCUCCCUGAGUAGCAUCUCGAGUCUCCGUGGAGGUCAUGGAUCCUGAACAAAGUGUCAAGGGCACCAGGAAGGCUGAGGGAAGUCCCCGGAAGCGGCUGACCAAGGGAGAGGCCGUCCAGACCAGUGUUUCGUCCAGCGCUCCGCACCCAGGUGGCAGCACAGCCGCCACCCAGGAGGCCCCGCUCCAAGACCUCCUAGCCCCGCAGCCCUUCCCGGGCCCUUCGCCAGUUCUUAGGGAAGGCUCUCAGGAGAAAAUGGGCCAGCAGCAGAAGCCCCCCAAGAGGUCGUCCAUCGAAGCCUCUGUCCACAUCUCGCAGCUUCCGCAGCACCCUCUGACACCAGCAUUCAUGUCGCCCGGCAAGCCCGAGCAUCUCCUGGAGGGCUCCACGUGGCAGCUGGUCGACCCCAUGAGACCCGGACCCUCUGGCUCCUUCGUGACCCCUGGGCUCCAUCCUCAGAGCCAGCUCCUCCCUCCCCAUGCUUCCAUCAUCCCCCCGGAGGACCUGCCUGGCAUCCCCAAAGUCUACGUGCCCCAUCCCUCCCAGGUCUCCUUGAAGCCUGCAGAAGAGGCACACAAGAAGGAGAGGAAGCCACAGAAGCCGGGCAAAUACAUCUGCCAGUACUGCAGCCGGCCCUGCGCCAAGCCCAGCGUGCUCCAGAAACACAUCCGCUCGCACACGGGCGAGAGGCCUUACCCCUGCGGCCCCUGCGGCUUCUCCUUCAAGACCAAGAGUAACCUCUACAAGCACAGGAAGUCCCAUGCCCACCGCAUCAAAGCCGGCCUGGCCUCCGGAAUGGGCGGCGAGAUGUAUGCCCCGGGGCUGGAGAUGGAGAGGAUCCCAGGGGAAGAGUUUGAGGAGCCCACCGAGGGAGAGAGCACAGAUUCAGAAGAGGAAACGGGCUCCACGUCCGCGCACCCCGCGGAGCUCUCCCCGAGACCUAAGCAGCCCCUCCUGUCCAGCGGUUUGUACAGCUCCGGCAGCCAGGGUUCCAGCCACGAACGCUGUUCCUUGUCCCAGUCCAGCUCCGCCCAGUCGCUCGAGGACCCCAGUCCAUUUGCAGAACCCUCAUCCGAACACCCCCUGAGCCAUAAACCCGAAGACACGCACACGAUAAAGCAGAAGCUGGCCCUUCGCUUAAGUGAGAGGAAAAAGGUCAUCGACGAGCAGGCGUUCCUGAGCCCGGGCAGCAAGGGGAGCACGGAGUCUGGGUAUUUCUCACGCUCCGAGAGUGCCGAGCAGCAGGCCAGUCCCCCCAACACCAACGCCAGGUCCUACGCCGAGAUCAUCUUCGGCAAGUGCGGGCGCAUGGGGCAGCGGACCACCAUGCUGACGGCCACCUCCACCCAGCCCCUCCUGCCCCUGUCCACGGAAGACAAGCCCAGCCUGGUGCCUUUGUCUGUGCCCCGGACACAGGUGAUCGAGCACAUCACCAAGCUCAUCACCAUCAACGAGGCCGUGGUGGACACCAGCGAGAUAGACAGCGUGAAGCCGAGGAGGAGCUCGCUGUCCCGGCGCAGCAGCAUGGAGUCCCCCAAAUCCAGCCUCUACCGGGAGCCCCUGUCGUCCCACGGCGAGAAGACGAAGCCCGAACAAUCACUGCUGAGCCUGCAGCACCCGCCCGGCGCCGCCCCCCCUGUGCCUCUGCUGAGAAGCCGCUCCAUGCCUUCGGCCGCCUGCACCCUCGGUACCCCCCACCACCCCUUCCGAGGUAGCUACUCCUUCGACGACCACGUCGCCGACCCCGAAGCCCUGAGCCGCAGCAGUCAAGUGUUUACUUCCCACCCCCGGAUGCUCAAGCGCCAGCCAGCCAUCGAACUUCCUCUGGGAGGGGAGUACAGCUCUGAGGAGCCCGGGCCAAGUAGCAAAGACACGGCCGCCAGACCCGCAGACGAACCGGAACCCAAGGAAAGCGAACUCACCAAAAAGACCAAGAAGGGUUUGAAAACGAAAGGGGUGAUCUAUGAAUGUAACAUAUGUGGUGCUCGGUACAAGAAAAAGGACAACUACGAAGCCCAUAAAAAGUACUACUGCUCAGAGCUUCAGAUCGCAAAGCCCCUCUCGGCGGGCGCCCACGCUUCUCUGGAAGCCGAGAAGAGUCAGGCUGAGCAGGAACCCUGGUCCCAGAUGAUGCAUUACAAACUGGGGACCACCUUGGAGCUCACUCCACUGAGGAAAAGGAGGAAAGAGAAGAGCCUUGGGGACGAGGAAGAGCCGCCUGCCUUUGAGUCGACAAAAAGUCAGUUUGGCAGCCCCGGGCCAUCCGAUGCUCCUCGGAACCUUCCCCUGGAGUCCACCAAGUCACCAGCAGAACCAAGCAAGUCAGCGCCCUCCCUGGAGGGACCCACGGGCUUCCAGCCAAGGACUCCCAAGCUAGGGUCCAGUUCAGAAUCAGGGAAGGAGCGGAGAACAACGUCCAAAGAAAUUUCUGUCAUCCAGCACACCAGCUCCUUUGAGAAGUCUGACUCUCUGGAGCAGCCCAGUGGCUUGGAGGGAGAAGACAAGUCUCCAGCCCCAUUCUCGUCACCCCCACCCGCCCCGCACGGACGCUCCGCACACUCCCUGCAGCCCAAGCUCGUCCGCCAGCCCAACAUUCAGGUCCCUGAGAUCCUGGUGACCGAGGAGCCCGACCGGCUGGACACAGAGCCUGAGCCGCCCCCUAAGGAACCCGAGAAGACGGAGGAGUUCCAGUGGCCCCAGCGUAGCCAGACGCUCGCCCAGCUCCCUGCGGAGAAGCUGCCACCCAAGAAGAAGAGACUGCGCCUGGCAGAGAUGGCCCAGUCGUCGGGGGAGUCCAGCUUCGAGUCCUCCCUUCCUCUGUCUCGCAGCCCAAGCCAGGAGAGCAGUGUCUCUCUGAGCGGGUCCAGCCGCUCCGCCUCCUUUGAGAGGGACGACCACGGAAAAGCCGAGGCCCCCGGGCCCUCAUCCGACACACGCUCCAAACCCUUGGGCACCCACAUGCUGACUGUCCCCAGCCACCACCCACAUGCCCGAGAGAUGCGGAGGUCAGCCUCAGAGCAGAGCCCUAACAUUUCCCAUUCUGCCCAUAUGACUGAGACACGCAGCAAAUCCUUCGACUACGGCAGCUUGUCCUUGACAGGCCCUUCUGUGCCGGCCCCAGCGGCCCCAGCGGCCCCACCAGAGAGAAGAAAAUGCUUUUUGGUGAGACAGGCUUCUCUGAGCAGGCCUCCAGAAACCGAGACAGAGGCCGCCCCCAAGGGAAGACAGGAGAGCGAGGACCCGAAGCCCUCAUCCAGUAAACCUCCCACCAAAAGCUCAUUGCCCCAGAUUUCGUCAGCGGCCACCUCGCACAGCGGACACCCAGGAGGCAAGAGCCAGGUGCAGGACAGACCUCCACCGGGGUCCACUCCGCCCUAUACGGAAGCACUGCAGGUGUUCCAGCAUCCCACUGCCCAGCUCGCCCUGCAUGAGAAACCGUACCUGCCGCCACCCGUCUCCCUUUUCUCCUUCCAGCACCUCUUGCAGCAUGAGCCAGGACAGCCUUCAGAAUUCUUCUCCACCCAGGCCAUGUCCAGCCUCCUCUCCACGCCGUACUCCAUGCCCCCGCUUCCUCCCUCCUUAUUUCAAGCCCCGCCACUUCCUCUCCAACCUACUGUUUUGCACCCAGGCCAACUCCACCUCCCCCAGCUCAUGCCUCACCCAGCCAACAUCCCCUUCCGACAGCCCCCUUCGUUUCUCCCCAUGCCAUACCCUGCCUCCUCAGCACUCUCUUCUGGGUUUUUCCUGCCUCUGCAGUCUCAGUUUGCCCUUCAGCUCCCUGGCGACGUGGAAAGCCAUCUGCCCCAGAUCAAAACCAGCCUGGCCCCGCUAGCAACAGGAACCACUGGCCUCUCCCCCAGCACAGAGUACAGCAGUGACAUCCAGCUUCCCCCUGUGGCUCCCCCAGCCAGCUCUUCAGCACCCACGGCAGCCCCUCUGCUGGCCCUGCCCGCCUGUCCGGACGCCAUGGUGUCCCUGGUUGUGCCCGUCCGCAUUCAGACUAACAUGCCGUCCUAUGGGAGCGCCAUGUACACCACCCUCUCCCAGAUCCUGGUCACCCAGCCCCAAGGCAGCUCAGCAACUGUCGCUCUUCCCAAGUUUGAGGAGCCCACGUGCAAAGGGGUGACCGUGUGUGGGGCAGAUGUGUACGAAGUCGGGCCCAGCACAGCAGGGCUAAGUGAGGAGCAGAGCAGAGGUUUCCAGACUCCAUACCUGAGAGUGCCUGUCACAUUGCCUGAAAGAAAAGGCACUUCUCUGUCGUCAGAGAGUGUCUUGAGCCUGGAGGGGAGUUCAUCAACAGUGGGCGGAAGCAAACGCGUCCUGUCCCCAGCUGGCAGCCUCGAGCUCACCAUGGAAACCCAGCAGCAAAAAAGAGUGAAGGAGGAGGAGGGUUCCAAGGCAGAUGAAACGCUAGAGCUGUUGAAGCCGUGCAGCGUGGUGCUCACCAGCGCCGAGGACGGCAAGAGGCCGGAGAAAUCCCACUCGGGCAGUCAGGGCCAGGGCAGGAGGGAACUAGAAACACUGUCCAGCGUGUCCUCAGAUCCAGCUGGCCCCAAGGAAGUCCCUGUGCGUCCUCACCCCUCCUUGCCCCGUGUGACGGCCCCAGGCUCAGAGGCUUUGAAGGAAUAUGCCCAGCCAUCUGGUAAACCUCACCGCAGAGGGUUGCCCGCCCUGAGCAUAAAGAAAGAAGAUUCCAAGGAACAGCCUGACCUCCCUCCACUGGCACCUCCCGGCUUGCUGCCUCGGUCAGAAACGUCUCCCAGACCAGCCAAGUCGCAAGAAGGUACGGACUCAAAGAAGGUACUGCAGUUCCCCAGCCUCCACACGACCACUAAUGUCAGUUGGUGCUAUUUAAACUACAUUAAGCCAAAUCACAUCCAGCAUGCAGAUAGGAGGUCCUCUGUUUACGCUGGUUGGUGCAUAAGUUUGUACAACCCCAACCUUCCGGGGGUUUCCACUAAAGCUGCUUUGUCCCUCCUGAGGUCUAAGCAGAAGGUGAGCAAAGAGACAUACACCAUGGCCACAGCUCCGCAUCCUGAGAAAGGAAGGCUUGUGCCAUCCAGCUCUCGCAAGCCCCGCAUGACAGAGGUUCACCUCCCUUCGCUGGUUUCCUCGGAAGCCCAGAAAGAUAUAGCUAGAGUGGAGAAGGAAGAGGAGAAGCGAGGGAAGCCGGAGGAGGACGCUCCUGCCUCGAAGCGAGGGGAGCCGGCGAGGAUCAAAAUCUUCGAAGGAGGGUACAAAUCAAACGAAGAGUAUGUUUAUGUGCGAGGCCGCGGCCGAGGGAAAUAUGUUUGUGAGGAGUGUGGAAUUCGCUGCAAGAAGCCCAGCAUGCUGAAGAAGCACAUCCGCACCCACACUGACGUCCGGCCCUAUGUGUGCAAGCACUGUCACUUUGCUUUUAAAACCAAAGGGAAUCUGACUAAGCACAUGAAGUCGAAGGCCCACAGCAAAAAGUGCCAAGAGACGGGGGUGCUGGAGGAGCUGGAAGCCGAAGAAGGAACCAGUGACGACCCGUUCCAGGACUCGGAAGGGCGAGAGGGCUCAGAGGCCGUGGCAGAGCACCAGUUUUCAGACCUGGAGGACUCGGACUCAGACUCGGACCUGGAUGAAGACGAGGAUGAGGACGAGGAGGAGAGCCAGGAUGAGCCAUCAGGACCGUCCUCGGAGGCACCCCCGCCCGGCCCACCGGCCACCCUACCGGCAGACUCCUCGCCCGUUCAGGGCCCUCCCAGCCCAGAGGCCACGUUUGGCAACCAGGCCCCACGGGGCAGCUCAGUCUCGGAAGCCGAGCCCUUGGCAGCCAGCAGUUGCUCCACGUCCAGCCAAAGCAUCCUGUGCCUCCCCCGGCUGGGACCAGCCCCUUCGGGCCCCAUGGAGAAGGACACAGGCUCAGCCCUGAGCUCCAAGGCCAUGUCCCCGAGAAGGCCGUGGUCCCCAAGCAAAGAAGCAGGCAGCCGCCCACUGCUCGCCCACAAAUACUCACUAACCAAAAGCGACUCGUCUCCCCAGCGACAUUCACCGGCCCGAGAGCCACAGGCCUCAGCCUCGAGUCCGCCUGGUCCCCAGAUGGGCCCUCUCCCUUGCGGGUCUCCAAGACUUGAGCUGUCUCCUCUCACCCCCCGCCCCCUGGGACGGGAGCUGCCCCCUCGAGCGCAUCUGCCUCCAGAACGCGAAGGCGCCACAGACCCAGGCCCCUCCAGACACUCACCCACCAGGAGACGGCCUCCAGGCCAGGCCGAGUCACCACCACGGUCAGCACUGCCCGGGAAGUGGGCCUCGGCGGGGCCCGGCAGCCCCUCGGCGGGCGAGCGUGGCCCAGGCUCGGGGCUGGCCCCGCGGGCUCUCUACCCGCCCGCGCCUCUACCUCACAAGCUUCUCGGCAGAAGCCCCGAGACCUGCACCUCCACGUGGAAGGCCGAGUCCCGAAGUCCCUCCUGCUCACCUGGCCCUGCUCAUCCUCUCUUCUCCCGACCCUUCUCCGCCCCCCAUGACUUCCACGGCCACCUCCCGGCCCGGACAGAGGAGAACAUCUUCAGCCACCUCCCUCUGCACUCCCAGCACUUGACUCGCGCCCCAUGCCCCCUGAUUCCCAUCGGUGGGAUCCAGAUGGUGCAGGCCCGGCCGGGGGCCCACCCCACCCUGCUGCCAGGGCCCACAAUGGCCUGGGUCAGCGGCUUCUCGGGGGGCGGCAGCGACCUGACAGGGGCCCGGGAGGCCCAGGAGCGAGGCCGCUGGAGUCCCACUGAGAGUUCGUCAGCCUCCGUGUCCCCCGUGGCAAAGGUCUCCAAGUUCACACUCUCCUCGGAGCUGGAGGGCAGGGACUACCCCAAGGAGAGGGAGAGGACGAGUGGGGGCCUGGGCAGACCUCCCGACUGGGAGCCCCGUGUGGCUAAGGUGCCCGCAGAGCCCGCACCCACGCACUGCCCCCGCACCCCACCCGAGGCCUCGCCUCGGCCACCCCACGGCCACCGAGCAGAGCCCCGGAGCCCCCGCUUGGAGUCCCCACGCACACUGGCCAACCCUGCGGCCUCUGCCGCCCCGCCACUGGACCGCAGCAGUUCGGUGGGCUGCCUGGCAGAGGCCUCCGCUCGCUUCCCAGCUCGGAGGAGGAACCUCUCUGGGGAACCCAGGACCAGUCAGGGCUCCCCGGAGCCCUCAGGAAGUGGGGGGCCCGGGGCACCUCCACACCAGCCCGAGGACAGGGGCCCCCCAGGCACUUAGCCUCUCUCCGACCGCUUCUGCAUCUGGCUUCCGGUGUUCGGCAACAGACGUUUCCAGCCAACUUCCUCGAAUCAUCUCGCUCUCAUGGGCUCCCUCUCCCGUCUGUCCGUCUGUCCAGGCAGCUUCUGCCCAGCCCUGAUCUGUUCUAUCUUCCCACGUAUGCAGUUACCUGUGCCUUCUUCUAUAUCUUUUGUUGCUUGAAAAGAAACAAACACAACACACACACAUAAAAAAAAAACCCACGAGGAGGUUGAGGCUGUGAAUAUUUUGUGCUUUUCCGAGAAAGGGUGUAGGUGGGGCUUCACCCUGGGCCGCUGCGCUCGGCAGCCACCCCCCAGGUUGGCAAGAGGUGGCUAUUUGCUGAGGGAAAAGGGAUGCCUGGAAGGAGAAGAAAAACCAAGGAACUUUUAAAAAUAUAUAAUUAAAUGUAAAAGUAAGCACUCCUAUGUACAGACAUUCAUGUUUCCUAUUUAUUGCCGCUUCGUCCACCCCAGCGAGUGGCCACCCCUCUCUGCCAGCAGAAUGGCCAGCGGCCUGAGGCAGAGGGACACAGACAGAGGCAGGGAGACCCCACUCAGCCUCCACGUGCAGGCCUGGAAAACUCCAACUUUCUUUUCCCCAAGAAAAAGAAAAUGUUACUUUUCCUAGGAUUUCAACACAAAAUAAUAGGAACAGGUAGAAGGUGAGAGCUGGUAGGUUCCAUCCCAGGCUCCAAGAUACCCAGGUGGUCUGAGUCAUGGGCCCAGCCUGGCAUUUGACCCAUGGAAAUCCCCCUGCCCACCCCCCUCUCGGCCCCCCAGCAUCCCCCCUCUGUGCCCCCACCCCCAGCCCCUGGGCUGAGAGAGGAGCCCUGACGCUCCAUCUCCCGGCUCCUGAGCACCUGACCUAGGCCUUGCUCUCAGGGCCCCGGCCACAGCCCUCCUUCCUUGUUCUAGAAACUACCCGCAAGGCUGAAGUGGCAGGCCCCAGACCUCACAGGUCAAGAUCCAAGGUGCAUAGCCUCGCCAUUCCUGAGGCCAGGGCUGAGGCUUCCUGUCACGUUUGGUCCCUGGGGUACAAAGGGCCCUGUUUCCUCCACGGCGGGGCCGUUCCAGUGCUCGGCAACUGGACGUUUGCAGAGCCCCAUUUCUGGACCUUUUGAAGCAGGACUGUUCCCUCGUCCCUGCCCCACACCCUGUCAGGCCUCCCUUACGCCCAGGAAGUACCCAAACCGUGCCUGGCGGGAACAGCCCAGACCUGUUUUUUGGCUUAAAUCUCGUUUAAAAAAUUAAAUUAAAAAAAAUAAUAAUAAUAUAUAUAUGUAAAUCUAGAAAGAGAGGCUGGUGUUUGACACUUUUUCCAGCCUCCUCAGAUUCUCUUGGCUUAAGAGGAUUUUUCAGUUGUCCUAAGUCAUUUGAAUUCUUCCCCAAAGCAAUCAGUACUAGCCAGUGCCUCCUUCCUUGUCCCCAUUUCCUCCUUCAAGAAGCUGCCCUGCAUUUCCUGGGGCAAAAACUUGCUUUGUAAGAAAACUAAUGUGACCAGAAAUGAAAAUCCCAAGUUGAAAUAUGAAACUUGACUCUAGUCCUGGAGAGGUGGGUUUUUCCCAAAAUUAUUCCCCAAAUUGUUUCCUUUAGUUACAAGGGGGAGAAAGGCUAGGGACCACAGUCAUGGGCCACCCAGGCUGGUGCUGACAGAUCUGGGACCUCCCAGGGCUGUCCCCGGUCCUCAGCCAGGCCUCAUGAAUCCUGUGCCUGUAGGGGCUCCUAGCUGUUGAGGUUGUUUAGACAAGACAUCCCAAUUGGGGAGCGUUGAGGCCCUUCAGCGAGUGCCCCGCGCUCGGCCAUAGUUCCCUCUUCCGCCAGUUCAGGACCUUCCCUGCUUGGCCCCUGCUGGGUGGACAAACCAGCCACAGGUCCAGCCUCCAGCCAGACCACCUUGUUCAUUUCCCUUUGUCCUGUCUCAGAGCUAAGACACAAAGGGGACAAUAGGGAAAGGGCCUCCCCAGGGUUCCACUGGGCUCCAGGGUGCUGGGGGUAUGAUUAUCAAGCAGUUCCCAGCUGCCCGACCCAGAGUCUGGUGCUCUCGCCAACAAGCCAGGCCUUGACCACAUUGGCACUGAUUUGGCCUGGCAGGAAGUGGCAAGGAGCCCAGGCCCCAAUCACAGCCCACGUCGGAGGCCAAGGCCCUCCUCACCCUCGUCUUUCCACCCUACCCCGUGGGGCUGCCCCAGGACUGGAGCCUUCAAGCACUGAGGCCUGGGAGCUGGAUGAAGGGCAUUGCUUGAGCCCAGGUUUGACAUCUUCCCAGGCAAGAUCUUCCAGCCCCAGAUCUCCAAAACAGCAGACUGGGGCUCUGCAGGACUAGCCCUGGGAGUGGCCAUGCCCUUCCACCCGCCCUGCACCCCCAGCUCUCCUGGGCGUCGUUCCCCCUGUACUCAGCCCACCCACCAAGAUUUCCUCCCUGGGAGAUCUAGUCGUGGACGGUGUGGCCAGGAGGGGAGAGUCCUCAAAGCCACUUGGGCCCACAGGCACAGGCAGAGGGGACGGAGGCCAGGAGUCACUGACGACCCCUUUCUCAAUGAUGGGGACAUGAUGCACAAAUGCAAUGUGGCCGAAAGGCUACUGCCCCCACACAGGUGCCCAGAGGGACAGAAUCAAUGCCAUCAGCCUGGGUCACGUGUCACUGGACACAGCCCUAAUCCCCUCUGCCAGACUCUAUACCCCCUCCCCAGAGCACAGAGCCCCCAGCCCACACACACACCUUCAUAAUUUGGAAAAGGACUUUCACUCUGUGUCCUUCCCUAGGGCCUCCUGCCCUGUUCCCAACCACUUGCGCAUUUCCAGUUCGCCUGUGAUGUUAUUGUCCCUGUUAAGGGACGCGGUGGAGAAAGCAGAGCUGACUUGUUGGCAGGGACACCUAUCACGUGCUCUGUUGAAACGUGCAGGAUGGCCAUUCCUUGGUCCAGGCCCGCUCUGGUCCUUGGGGGUUGGCAGUGGCGGGGGAACAAAUUUGCCAAGGUUUCAGAGCUAAUACUUGCCUUCUGUUGGGGAUUCCAAGCCACUUGGCCCCCAGGCCUACCCUCCAGGAUGCCCCGCACCCUCGGCAAGCUCAGGGUCAUUCUGGGUACUAACCUUGCUCCUCUCUGAGGCUCCUUUCCCCAGGCCUGUGCCCCCCACCACCCCCACCCAUGGCUUACACUCUGAUCCCAACUACUGAGACCCUCCAGGAGGCCAACAGCAGUGACGUCCCCACUCUCCCACCUCCAUCACCUCCAACUUCCAGGCCCAGAAGUCCUUCCACCUCCCGUGCAGGAAAAAGUCUGGAAGAAUUCGCUUCCAGAUCUCUCUGGCCCCUGCUCCAUCCUCACCCCACCGUUUUUGAAUAGGAGCAAGCAAUAUAGCUGAUCUGAGCUGCUCUCUAGUCCUUUCUCCAGACAGAUCCUUCUUAGAGCAAAGUCCUGCCCAGACAGCCAUCCUCAGAGACAGAUCUGCAGCACUGACCAAGGGGAGAAGGUUCUCGAAGGUCUGUUCCACAAAUUCUGCUUCCAUGUCGUGGCUCCAGUCCGCUUUUCAUUAGAAGCCCGCUUCGGCACUUACGAUCACUUUACUAAACCUAGUGUUAAAACAAGAAGAGAAACGGAAAAAAAGAAACGUGUAGGCAGAUGUAAGAUACACGCUCUCUGUAAGAUAAAUAUUUGCCUUUUUUUCUAAAAGGUGUAUGUAUUCUGUACGUGAAAUUGUCUGUAGAGAGUUCAAUGUUUUAAAUGGCAAUACAUUCCAAAAAUCGUACUGUAGAUAUGUACAGCCACCACACUGGAUGGGGUAGUUUUGCCUGUAAUUUUAUUUAAACUCCAGUUUCUACACUUGCAUCUUGCAAUGUUCAUAUGGUAUAUAUCAGUGCAAAAGAAAAAAAAAACUCAACAAAAAAUCCACGCAGGUCUAAAGCACAGAGUCUGAUGUACAAAAGGAAGACAAUGCUCAGUAUUGAUGUGUGUGACCUUUGUUGUAAAUUACAUCUGUACUGUGAAUGAGAAGUUUUUACAAGUAUAAUAAUUGCCUUUAUUACAGCUCUGGCUGAGCGUUCAGCCUGAGGAUAUUUUUUAAAAAAAAACAGCACGUUGGAAUAAAUUUGAAAAUCCCAACAUA